This is a messenger RNA of Verticillium alfalfae VaMs.102, 963 nucleotides long. Its product is annotated as isoamyl alcohol oxidase. The transcript is spliced from 3 exons. The coding region runs from base 1 to 963 and encodes 320 amino acids. Gene Ontology annotation, molecular function: flavin adenine dinucleotide binding; oxidoreductase activity. Lineage: Eukaryota; Fungi; Ascomycota; Sordariomycetes; Glomerellales; Plectosphaerellaceae. The record is from RefSeq and is a predicted model, not a curated record.
AUGAAGAGCUUCUUCGUCCACGCCAUCCUGGCGGCUACAGCCUGGGCUGCCCCCGAGCUUGUCGCCAGGGGUCAGUCUUGCAAAUGCUUCCCCGGCGAUGCUUGCUGGCCUUCCACGGCUCAGUGGAAUGCCCUGAACACGACCGUCUCUGGCAGGCUCAUUGCCACGACUCCUCUCGGCUCACCGUGCCACGACCCGACCUACGACGCUGCCAAGUGCGCCGACCUUCAGUCGAAGUGGCAAUUCUCGGAGAUCCACAUGGACUCGUCCUCCUCUGUCAUGGCGCCCUUUUUCGCCAACCAGAGCUGCGACCCUUUCCAGCCUCGCGAGCGCCCAUGCACUCUCGGCAACUACGUUGUCUAUGCCGUUGACGCUCGCACGCCUGGUGAUAUCCAAGCCGCCAUCAUCUUUGCUAAGAAGUUUAACAUCCGUUUCGUCGUUCGCAACACGGGUCACGACUACAAUGGCCGUUCCACUGGUCGGCAUUGUCAGUAUGGUGGCCGUCUGAUCCCCCGUGCGUCGAUCACCAACAUCACAUCCUACACGCGCCUGAUUGGUAACACUGAGGGUGCCAUCUUCAUUGGCGUUGGCACCGAUGUCUCGUCCUUCGGUUCCAAGAUUCAGAACUCGGUGGUCCCCGCCUGGCGCAAGACACUAGUCCACGCAACCAUCACGACGCCCUGGAGCUUCCAGGCGCCUUGGGCCGACAUGAUUGCCAACCAAAACCUCAUGACCAACAAGCUCAUCCCCGCUAUUGAGAAGCUUACCCCUGGUGGCGGUGUGUAUCAGAACGAGGCCGACUUCCGUCAGCCUCGCUGGCAGCAGGAGUUCUUCGGUGCCAACUACAACAACCUCCUCUGCAUCAAGAAGGAACGCGAUCCCGAGGGCUUCUUCUAUGCCCUAAAUGGUGUCGGCAGCGAGGCGUGGACUAUCGCCAGCAACGGGCGUAUGUGCAGGGCUUAG